AUGAACGAAUCUCGGAGACCGUUUAUUUCGCGUUCUCUGCCUGGCGAACAUACUUCUCCAAAAAGUCUACCAGCUUCUCUUCCUACAACCCCUGUAACCUUUCAAAUUCCAACUUCCUCUUUAACGGUUCCUACCACACAGCAAGCAACUGGUGUAGAAGGUAAACUUGUAAAAGCGAGAAAUCGUCGAAGUCUUUCUACUUCUUCGAGUCAAAGUUUACUUAAGAAAAGCUUAUCAAUCAAACCACGGGCUUUAUCGAAUCUUUAUCCUUCAAAUGUACUCUCGACUAUCGAGGGCGAUGCAAAUAACAGAUCGUCUUUUGAAGACUUCGACUAUUCGACUUCUGGCCUUCCAUUUAUUGGAACUAGCUCUGGUUCAAAUUCCAGUAGUAGUUCCUCUAACUCUCCAUAUCUGACUUCUUUUCCUUUUUACCAAAGAGAAAGACACCACUCUUUAUUUCGUCGUCAGAGUGGUGCUAGCUCGCAACUUAAACGAUUAUUGGGUUUAAAAUUUUUUCCUGAUUUAUCAAUUGAUGCUGAACAAAAUCGUCUUAGUAAUUUGCAUAUUAUUGAUGAUGGUUCUCCAGAAUUUACUUUUCCAAAAGUUAAACGAAAACUUUUAAAAGAUUUGGAAGAGGCAAAAAGUCGUGCUGAUAAAAGAAUUAUGGUGAUUUUAGAUAAUUGGUAUAAGUCUCAUCAGUAUCAAGAACUUUUAAGCGAGUUUUUAUAUGAUGGCUGGAGUGAUGAUGAUGAUGUACAACAUAUUCCAAUCAAUAUUCACAAAAAUAGUAGUCAGAGAACAUUAAGUAAAACGACGGCUAGCCCGGUCAUUAGUGAUACAGAUGAUGAGGCUUCUCCUUUAAAUAAGCUAUUACCUGAAAUUAAAUCAAUAAAGAAUGAUGUGCUUUCAAAAGAUAAAAUCUCACAUAAAACGGAGUCUGUGUCAUUAUAUGGUAAUACGAAACCAAAAAACAUUGUAAAAAAGAGUAAAAAUUUUAAGAGAAGAAUGGUCCAUUCGAACAGUUGGCCUUCUUCAAUUUUAACUUCAUCUCACACACUCUUGUUAACACGCAUUGAUCGUAUUGCUCGACGCAUUCUAAAGACUGCUGUUCAUGAUUUAUUACAUCUUAACGUUGCUGUUGAGAUAAUGAAAGAACUUCAGGAAUUAAUGGAAUCACAAAGAAAGAUGGCUGUUGGUAAUGCUGAUGCCGAAGACUUGUUAACGAAAUUAAUUUACGUCUUCGCUGAUGUUACAAGGGCUGUUGAAGCAGUGAAUUGUCCUUUUGCUGAAACGCAUCAUGACUUUUCGGGUGAUGGCGGAGUAAAUGAUUUGUUGACAACUGGUUCAGAGUGGUCUUCACCAUUGCCAUCACCAUUGCUUCCUACAACUCCAUCUUCAUAUUCUCCACCUCUAUUAUUACAAGAAAGGCGCAAGUCUUCCUUAGAAAUCGAUGGAAAUAAUAAAUCAAAUGCACUUUUAUCACCACAUGUGUAUUCGUCUCCAUUAGCUCGUCAUGUUACUAUGCCCCCAAUAACGCAAACUUCAAAAAUUACUCUCGAACAGCGUCGUGCUUCUGCGAAUGAAGCGAUAUUCGAAAGUCCGAUAAUGUACGUUCCUCCUCCUCGUUCAAGUAUGGAUGACAAUAUUAUUACUUGGAAUAAUUUAACAAAGAAGCAAGUAGAUCAAAUGCUUCAUGAGGAAAUGAAUAGGGAAAUUGAUUUUAGCAUAAGGUUGAAGAAACAGCAAGAAGAUGUGGAUCAAGAUUCUAAAAAAAAAUCUAAAAAAUCGAAGCCAAUGAUGAACUUUUUCAAAUCACUAAAAAAUGCGUUUAAUAGUCCCACAUCAUCGACUAGUGUAUCGCCAACUGGGUCUCCAACUCGAUCAAUGAUUCAGCCAAGUCCUAUUCGUAAUGCACAUUUACCACGUCCCCAACCAUUGGAAAGCCAACGAUCUUAUUCUUUUGAUUCACAUUCACACGCAUUGUCUGGUCGUAGUAAUUCAUUAAUGUCAACAAAAAGCGAUAAUAAUUUUGUUAGUGGUCAUGGUUUAACCAUAACUCCAAAUUUUCCAAUUCCGCAUGAUUAUAUACUAUGUCGUAUUUGUGAGGAAAUGAUUCCUAGUUAUGAAAUAGUAGCACAUUCAGAAACAUGUACUAUCACUACAGAAUAUGCGAUUAAAUUACAGGAAUGUGAUGGCAGGCUUCGCAGGUUGAUUGGGGAUGUCACAAAGAGAAAGGCAGAAAUCAUGGAAAGAAAUACCCCUUACCAGGAUUAUUAUAUUAUCAAGGAUUCAGAAUUGAUGGAAGAAACUGGAUUAAAGGCAGCAGAAAUCAAAGAAUCAUUAAAUCAUCGGGAAGCUCUUAGAAAAAUAGAAAAAUAUGCAACAAAAUUGGGCCGUUUGGUCGAUGAAAUGGAAAAAAAUACCAUUAGAGAUGAGGAUAUAUUGACUUACGGAAAGAGAUUGCUUCAUGUGGUUGAGGAGAAGCAGGAGACACUACGUGCAUACUUUCAGAGAUUACGUAUUGCUACAACAUCAGCAAUUGAAACUGCAGCAUUGCAAAUACCUCAAAAAAAAAUAGGCAGAAAACAAUCAAUAUCGAGUCGGGUAUUAUCGACUUCUGCAUCAAAUAAAGCGUCAACGAGCUUUUUGUCAAAAUCAAGCUCUUAUCGUCAUAAGGAUAGUGUACCUUCUCAUAAACGACAAGAUAGCACCGGAUCUAUAUCAAAUAAUAAACCUCUUUCAGAAAUUGAUUCUGAUAACGCUCAGCCGCCUCCACGUGGCGGAAAAAAAUUAAUCUCAUUAUUCACUGCUGUAUUACGUGGAGGUAAUAGCCGUUCAAGCAGCAUAUCAAGUAAGGAAACUAUCAACUCUUCAAACACUGCAGUUGCCAAUGGAGAUAAAGUAGUUUCUAAAACUAAAGUUCCAAGUAUACAAGAUUUUGAAAUUAUUAAACCUAUUAGUCGAGGCGCUUUUGGCAAAGUAUAUCUUGCAAGGAAAAAGACAACAGGCGACCUUUAUGCUAUAAAAAUCUUAAAGAAGGUAGAUAUGGUGCGCAAGAAUAUGGUAAAUCAUGUACUAGCGGAGAGAAGAGUUCUUAGUCUAUCAAGAACUCCAUUCGUAGUUAAACUAUUUUAUGCGUUUCAAAGUCAGGAUUACCUAUAUUUAGUAAUGGAAUAUCUAAUCGGGGGUGAUUUAUCGUCCCUUCUUCAAUGUUUUGAACGCUUUGAAGAGGAUAUGGCGCGUAUGUAUACAGCGGAAGUUGUAUUAGCGCUCGAGUACCUUCACAGCAAUGGCAUAACUCAUAGGGACCUGAAACCCGAUAAUAUGCUUAUUACAUCCGAAGGGCAUAUAAAACUUACUGAUUUUGGUUUGUCCAGGAUUUCAAUUCCCGAGAAAAGUAGCUUGGCGUUCAUAAAAGAAGAGCGAGAAACGAACAAUGAUGAUGAUAAGAAAUCUUACCAAAGGACCUUAAGAACUGGUAGCGUUGAUUCACGUGCCAACGCUGGACAUCCUCGUCCGGUCUCUGCAAUUUUCUCUAAUGAAAAUCCAAAACUUUCUGGUUAUAUCAAUCUUGGUUUUGAACCACAGUCAUCAGCUAAGCAAUCAAAGAAACCGAGUCGUCAAAGUUCUAAAGCUUUAUUAGGUACACCAGAUUACCUCGCACCAGAGUUACUUCUUGGUAUUGGACAUGGAACUGCAGUAGACUGGUGGUCUCUUGGUGUAUGUCUUUUUGAAUUUUUAGUUGGGUAUCCACCUUUCAAUGAUGGUACGCCGCAAGAAAUCUUUAGAAACAUUUUAAACCAUGUUAUUCAAUGGCCACCCGAAGGAUUUUUAUCAUCAGAAGCCAAAGACCUGAUUUCAAGACUAUUAAAUCAAGAUCCUGAGAAACGACCUACUGUUGAAGAGAUCAAAGCUCAUCCUUUUUUUAAUGGAAUUGAUUGGGAACAUAUUCGCCAACAACCUGCUCCUUUUGUGCCUAACCCUGAGGACGAACAGGACACUAGUUAUUUUGAAGCGCGUAACAAUCGCGCAGAUAUCCGCCGCCUUUCUGCUGGUAACAUGGAUGAUAUCGCUUCUGGAAAAGUGGCUACUUUUGUAGAUCGUAGAUCAGCCAUUUUUGAUGAUGAUAUUGACUUGGCUUUACAAGCUUCUGGUGGCAAUGUCACGUCUCCUAUAUUACAGACUGUUACAGAUGAAUCUGCUGAAAAUUCUUCGCCAUCAUCACCACGCUACAAAUCUGAUUCAACAAACAAUUCACGACAGUCCUCUUUAAAUUCAGCAUCUCUUAAACCACCACAAGUUGAAGAAAUCCAAAUACCUGUAAAGUCUGCUCAAAAGCGUAGGCCAUCACUCUUAAAGAUUACAGCUGGAAAGUCAAGAAAACAGUCCAUAAGCAGCGUUUAUGAUAAUGGUUCUCAAUCAUCUUCAGCAUCUGGUACACCGACUACUUCGACAAUGACACCAUUAUCAACAUCGGCUUUGAAUUCUCCUGCUUUUAAUCCAUCAAGACGUUCAACACUCAUAGGAUCACCAACAACAUUAGAUGAUUUUGGACAAACAAAUGCCUAUGAUCUCGAAAAAUUACAUAUUGGAAAUCAGCCAACAACUCAGGUUGGGGAUGAUGAAUUUGAUGAAUUUCUUUAUAAGGGUGUCUCAGUUUUAGGUGAUGUUACUAGGGGUGUAUUAUCAUCCGGAAAACAAUAG
Cetraspora pellucida is the source of this 4704-nucleotide messenger RNA. The record is from the annotation of a GenBank genome assembly. NCBI's taxonomy places the organism in Eukaryota, Fungi, Glomeromycota, Glomeromycetes, Diversisporales, Gigasporaceae.